Molecule: messenger RNA, 5466 nt
Organism: Suricata suricatta (meerkat)
Lineage: Eukaryota; Metazoa; Chordata; Mammalia; Carnivora; Herpestidae
Gene: PTPRU
Product: protein tyrosine phosphatase receptor type U
Exons: 30
Coding region: 56-4312 (1418 amino acids)
Biological process (GO): protein dephosphorylation
Cellular component (GO): membrane
Molecular function (GO): protein binding; protein tyrosine phosphatase activity
Source: RefSeq, a predicted model, not a curated record
CGGGCUCCGGCGGGGGCAACCCUGUGCCGGGCCCCGGGGCAGGCGGCGGGGCACUAUGGCCCGCGCCCAGGCUCUCGUCCUGGCGCUCACCUUCCAGCUCUGCGCGCCCGAGACCGAGACUCCGGCAGCCGGCUGCACCUUCGAAGAGGCGAGUGACCCAGCAGUGCCCUGCGAGUACAGCCAGGCCCAGUACGACGACUUCCAGUGGGCCCAAGUGCAGAUCCAGCCGGGCACCCGAGCUCCUGCGGACCUGCCUCACGGCUCCUACUUGAUGGUCAAUGCUUCCCAGCAUGGCCCAGGCCAGCGGGCCCACAUCAUCUUCCAGAGCCUGAGUGAGAAUGAUACCCACUGUGUGCAGUUCAGCUACUUCCUGUAUAGCUGGGAUGGGCAUAGCCCGGGCACCUUGGGCAUCUACGUGCGUGUCAAUGGGGGUCCCCUGGGCAGUGCCGUCUGGAAUAUGACUGGAUCACAUGGUCGCCAGUGGCACCAGGCCGAGCUGGCUGUCAGCACAUUCUGGCCCAACGAAUAUCAGGUGCUGUUUGAGGCCCUCAUCUCCCCAGACCGCAGGGGCUACAUGGGCCUAGAUGACAUCCUGCUUCUCAGCUACCCCUGCGCGAAGGCCCCGCACUUCUCCCGCCUGGGCGAUGUGGAGGUCAACGCUGGCCAGAACGCCUCCUUCCAGUGCAUGGCAGCGGGCAGAGCAGCAGAGGCCGAGCACUUUCUCCUGCAGCGGCAGAGCGGGGCGCUAGUGCCCGCGGCCAGCGUGCGGCACAUCAGCCACCGGCGCUUCCUGGCUACCUUCCUGCUGGCCUCCGUGAGCCGCUCGGACCAGGACCUGUACCGUUGCGUGUCCCAGGCCCCGCGAGGCGCGGGCGUCUCCAACUUCGCAGAGCUCAUCGUCAAGGAGCCCCCCACCCCCAUCGCGCCGCCGCAGCUGCUGCGCGCGGGUCCCACCUACCUCAUCAUCCAGCUCAACACCAACUCCAUCAUUGGCGACGGGCCGAUCGUGCGCAAGGAGAUUGAGUACCGCAUGUCGCGCGGCCCGUGGGCCGAGGUGCAUGCCGUCAGCCUGCAGACGUACAAACUAUGGCACCUUGACCCCGACACGGAGUACGAGAUCAGUGUGCUGCUCACGCGCCCCGGUGAUGGAGGCACCGGCCGCCCUGGGCCACCCCUCAUCAGCCGCACCAAGUGUGCAGAACCCAUGAGGGCCCCCAAAGGCCUGGCUUUCGCGGAGAUCCAGGCCCGCCAGCUGACGCUGCAGUGGGAGCCCCUGGGCUACAACGUGACUCGCUGCCACACGUACACGGUGUCCCUGUGCUACCACUACACACCGGGCAGCAGCCACAACCAGACUGUCCGGGAGUGUGUGAAGCUGGAGCAGGACGCCAGCCGCUACACCAUCAAGAACCUGCCCCCCUACCGGAAUGUUCACGUGCAGCUCAUCCUCACCAACCCCGAGGGACGCAAGGAGGGCAAAGAGGUCACCUUCCAGACAGACGAGGAUGGUAAGAGUCCCGCCCUGGUUCCCGGGAUCAGCUAUCAGAGCAUUGAGUCGUCAGACCCGGCGGUGAAUGUGCCGGGCCCACGACGUACUAUCUCCAAGCUCCGCAACGAGACCUACCACGUCUUCUCCAACCUGCACCCGGGCACCACCUACCUGUUCUCUGUGCGGGCCCGCACGGGCAAAGGUUUUGGCCAGGCGGCACUCACCGAGAUCACCACCAACAUCUCAGCCCCCAGCUUUGAUUAUGCCGACAUGCCGUCACCCCUGGGCGAGUCUGAGAACACGAUCACCGUUCUGCUGAGGCCGGCACAGGGCCGCGGCGCGCCCAUCAGUGUGUACCAGGUGAUUGUGGAGGAGGAGCGGCCUCGGAGGCUGCGUCGGGAGCCCGGCAGCCAGGACUGCUUCCCAGUGCCCUUGACUUUUGACGCUGCGCUGGCCCGGGGCCUGGUGCACUACUUCGGGGCCGAACUGGCGGCCAGCAGUCUGCCGGAAGCCAUGCCCUUCACGGUGGGUGACAACCAGACCUAUCGGGGCUUCUGGAACCCGCCGCUGGAGCCCAGGAAGGCCUACCUCAUCUACUUCCAGGCAACAAGCCACCUGAAGGGGGAGACCCGGCUGAAUUGCAUCCGCAUCGCCAGGAAAGCUGCCUGCAAGGAAAGCAAGCGACCCCUGGAGGUGUCCCAGAGAUCGGAGGAGAUGGGGCUCAUCCUGGGCAUCUGUGCGGGGGGACUUGCCGUCCUGAUCCUUCUCCUGGGGGCCAUCAUUAUCAUCGUCCGUAAGGGGAGGGACCACUAUGCCUACUCCUACUACCCAAAGCCUGUGAACAUGACCAAAGCCACCGUCAAUUACCGCCAGGAGAAGACCCACAUGAUGAGUGCCGUGGACCGGAGCUUCACGGACCAGAGCACCCUGCAGGAGGAUGAGCGGCUGGGCCUCUCCUUCAUGGACACCCAUGGCUACAGCCCCCGGGGAGACCAGCGCAGUGGCGGGGUCACCGAGGCCAGCAGCCUCCUGGGGGGCUCGCCGCGGCGUCCAUGUGGCCGGAAGGGCUCCCCAUAUCACACGGGGCAGCUGCACCCCGCAGUGCGUGUGGCCGAUCUCCUGCAGCACAUCAACCAGAUGAAGACCGCUGAGGGCUAUGGCUUCAAGCAGGAGUACGAGAGUUUCUUUGAAGGCUGGGAUGCCACAAAGAAGAAAGACAAGGUCAAGGGCAGCCGGCCAGAGCCCGCGCCUGCCUAUGAUCGGCACCGAGUGAAACUGCCCCCGAUGCUGGGAGGCCCGGAUGCCGACUACAUUAACGCCAACUACAUAGACGGUUACCACCGGUCAAACCACUUCAUAGCCACUCAAGGGCCGAAGCCCGAGAUGGUCUACGACUUCUGGCGCAUGGUGUGGCAGGAGCACUGUUCCAGCAUUGUCAUGAUCACCAAGCUGGUGGAGGUGGGCAGGGUGAAAUGCUCCCGGUACUGGCCGGAGGACUCGGAUAUGUACGGGGACAUUAAGAUCACGCUGGUGAAGACGGAGACUCUCGCUGAGUAUGUCGUGCGCACCUUUGCCCUGGAGCGGAGAGGCUACUCUGCCCGGCAUGAGGUCCGCCAGUUCCACUUCACAGCGUGGCCAGAGCAUGGCGUCCCCUACCACGCCACAGGGCUGCUGGCCUUCAUCCGCCGCGUGAAGGCCUCCACCCCACCUGACGCUGGGCCCGUCGUCAUCCACUGCAGCGCGGGCACUGGCCGCACAGGCUGCUACAUCGUUCUGGAUGUAAUGCUGGACAUGGCGGAGUGUGAGGGCGUGGUGGACAUUUACAACUGUGUGAAGACCCUCUGCUCCCGGCGCGUCAACAUGAUCCAGACAGAGGAGCAGUACAUCUUCAUUCAUGAUGCAAUCCUGGAGGCCUGCCUGUGUGGGGAGACCACUAUCCCUGUCAGCGAGUUCAAGGCCACCUACAAGGAGAUGAUCCGCAUUGACCCUCAGAGUAAUUCCUCCCAGCUGCGGGAAGAGUUCCAGACGCUGAACUCGGUCACACCACCCCUGGACGUGGAAGAGUGCAGCAUCGCCCUGCUGCCCCGGAACCGGGACAAGAACCGCAGCAUGGAUGUCCUGCCACCGGACCGCUGCCUGCCCUUCCUCAUCUCCACCGACGGGGACCCUAAUAACUACAUCAACGCGGCCCUGACCGAUAGCUACACGCGGAGCGCAGCCUUCAUCGUGACCUUGCACCCGCUACAGAGCACCACACCUGACUUCUGGCGGCUAGUCUAUGAUUACGGGUGCACCUCCAUUGUCAUGCUCAACCAGCUGCACCAGUCCAACACUGCCUGGCCAUGCCUGCAGUACUGGCCAGAGCCGGGUCGGCAGCAGUAUGGCCUCAUGGAGGUGGAGUUCGUGUCAGGCUCAGUGGAUGAAGACCUGGUAGCCCGUGUCUUCCGGGUGCAGAACAUGUCUCGGCUGCAGGAGGGACACUUGCUGGUGCGGCAUUUCCAGUUCCUGCGCUGGUCCGCCUACCGGGACACGCCUGACUCCAGGAAGGCCUUCCUGCACCUGCUGGCCGAGGUGGACAAGUGGCAGGCCGAGAGUGGGGACGGGCGCACUGUCGUGCACUGCCUAAACGGGGGUGGCCGCAGUGGUACCUUCUGCGCCUGUGCCACAGUUCUGGAGAUGAUCCGCUGCCACAACCUGGUGGACGUUUUCUUUGCUGCCAAAACGCUUAGGAACUACAAGCCCAAUAUGGUGGAAACCCUGGAUCAGUACCACUUUUGCUAUGAUGUGGCCCUGGAGUACCUGGAGGGGCUGGAGUCAAGAUAGCGGGGCCCCGGGCCUGAGGCACCCACUGUGCACUCAGAGCCAGGCCCAGCACCGAUGAGGAAGACCUGCACCCCUAACUCUGCUCCAUGACAGCCCUCCUGGGGACCGCACUAGAGUGGUCACUGGGCCAUCUUGGUGCCCCUUCCAUGGUGCAUGGGGCCUUUCACCGUGUCGGAUGGGCAGGCUGGGGGCCAAGGAUAAGCUUAGCGGUUCCGUAGCCCAGCCCACCUCCAUAGGGUCCUGUAGGUCGUGCUGUGAGUCUGGCACUGCCUGGUAGAGUGACAGGGGCUCAGAAUUGCCAGCUUGGAAGGACCCAGGCCCAAGCUUCUUGACUCCAGGCUCAGGCCCCUUGACUCUGUCCCAGCCCUUGACAGAGAUGAGUAAGGCCCCAUGGGGCCUGUGCGUGGCCAAAGUUUCCACCCAGCGUGGCUUCCUCUGGAUAGGGGUAGAGAGUGCACUGGGGCUUGGCAUCUGGAAUCCCAUCUGGCCCGAUCCCUGAGGGUCCUGGGUAGCCUGGGCACAUCAGACUGGUCCUCUCUGGAGGGGACAAUGGCCCCUCCUCCACCCUGCUGCCCCUCUACAGUCCAGGGGAUAUGUUGUUCAUGAUCCCUGCCACUAUUACGUCUUUGACGUGUGCUCUGAGCUUCCUUGUACCAAGACCCGCCCAUCCUCACCCUGUUCUCCGUGGGGCCCCUUCCUGGCUAACCCGGUGUCUGCGGAAUGAAGGCACCUCAACCUUUCUUCCUGUAGCUUGCAGACCUCACUGGCAGGUCCUCCUCAGCCCAGGCCAUGAUAAUCUGCAAGGCUGAACGACAGCCCUUGAGGUUGAGGUCUGUGUGGCUCCGGGUUGGGCUGCGCGCUGCCGACGGGUCGCUGCUAGUUCAGGGGUGCCUGUGGCUUCUACAGUUCAGAGGAAGAAGGUGUAUUUUGGGAUGGCAGAGUAAUUCUUUUUUGUGCAUAUCAUUAUUUUUUGAUGGGUGGGUGGGAAAAAAUCUCUUGAAAAUGGGGCAGGCCACACCCCCAUUCCGUGCCUCAAUAUCCCCAUCUGUAAACUGUAGAUAUGACUACUGACCUACCUCGCAGGGGGCUGUGGGGAGGCAUAUGCUGAUGUUUGUAAAGCGCUUUGUAAAUAAAUGUGCUCUCUGAAUGCCACA